Messenger RNA from Rubroshorea leprosula, 1626 nucleotides. Lineage: Eukaryota; Viridiplantae; Streptophyta; Magnoliopsida; Malvales; Dipterocarpaceae. The record is from the annotation of a GenBank genome assembly.
ACUGAUUUGAAGUGAAAUUUUUAUGCUUUUCAUUAAAUUGAGCAUGGCUACUUGAAAUUUAAUUGAUUGUCCUGAUGAUUUGAAAGUGAUUGAUGAAUUAUGAUUUUUCUAUUAACUUCUUCCUGUUUUGUCUCCGAUGUGGUUAUGUUAUUAAUGAUCCUGCUAGUGGGGGUUAAACGCUAGCACAUGUCAACAUGUUAUUGAUAGAACCGGUUCGUGCAAGUGUAGCCUGCCAGUGGGAGGUUUAAACACUGGUCAUGACCUAUAGAGGAGACGUCUAUUUCAUUCCCGUACUGUAUCCUUUUUUCGUGCUUACAUUUGUUGGCAUGCUAUAAGUUUAAUAAAAGGCACUCCAUAUUUACUUACUGAGGUUAUCUCAUAGUUUUUCCUUGUCCACCAUUCCAGGAAGCGAAACCCAAGACAGGGAAAAAAUGGGAAGUGACGAAUUAGAAGGCUAGCCAUUUCGAGAUUGAUAUAGAUUUAGAUAUAAAUUAUGAUCUUGUAAACUAGAUUGUAUUUGGAGAUUUUAUGAUAUCAGAGAAAUUUUAAAAUUUGAUCUUCAGAUUUUGUGGUAUCAAAUUGUGAUAUGGUUAAAUUCCGAGCCUUGUGCAUUUGUGGGACCUUCUCACAAGUGCACGUCGAUUUGUUUGGAACUUGGCUUUGUUUGGAACUUGGCUGGCCAAUGGAUUUUAGAACCAUGGUGAGAUGAGUGAUGGGGUUAUAUAAGGGACGAUUCUGAUUCGUGUUGCCUGAAUGUUCUAAUUUUGAGGAGAUGGUAAUCUGAUUGUUCUUGUUCCCUACCUUCAUACCUUGUGAAUCAUGAAAUUAAUCUUGUCAGCCAUGUUCUUAAGACCUCGUUUUGAAACUUGGUCAUUUUUUGAUAGCCUGCACUUGUUUAGACUUGUUACUUGAAUAGAAUUUUUGUAUGCUCUUUUGCCACAAUUGUAAAAUCUCGGGAGUGCAGAAAUCUUUCGUUAUUGAUCCUAUUGGUCUCUACAGCAUAGCUGGUUGAGAAAUUUGUUCUGUUUGUCACAUGACUAGUGGAAGAUGGGCAACCCUCUACUUUGUAAGAGAUUCAAGGUUAUUUUAGCAAAUGUUCUGUGUUUUCUAGAUGCGUUCUAGGAGCUGGAUAACUUGGUAAUUCCAUUGCUCCUUAUCUUCUGAAAGUCUUAUAGUGAAGUUUCACUUUUUCCAUUUGGAGCUUCAUGGUCUUUUCAUGUGGCUCAUUUUUCUAUAUUGGUUAAUCAAAAAUAGUGAUCAUUCAAUUGAAAUUGCCAUGUUUUUGUGAAGAUUGGCAAGUUAUCAUAAAGUUAAACUCUCUAUUGUUGCCAAUCUCUACAUUCUUGAUACCUGGAAACUACUUGAAACUCUUGAAUCUUUCUUGAGAUUGCUUUGUACUUGUUCUUGAAAUUGAAAUCCAAAGAAAAUGGAUAAUGAUUAUUGAAAUCCCCAUUAUCUUGAUACUUGUCUGAAAUUAAUUCUUGCAUUGUUCUUGGAACCUUAUCUUGAACCUUGCUUGGAGUAAAAUCAUGUUAUAAUCCUUUUCUUGAAAAUCAAUUGAUAUUUGGAAUCUAUUUUGAAUUGUCCUUAAAAGCCAUUUUUGUUCUGACACUUGCUUUUGCUCAA